Messenger RNA from Pochonia chlamydosporia 170, 396 nucleotides. RefSeq names its product C6 zinc finger domain-containing protein. NCBI's taxonomy places the organism in Eukaryota, Fungi, Ascomycota, Sordariomycetes, Hypocreales, Clavicipitaceae. The transcript is spliced from 2 exons. The coding region runs from base 1 to 396 and encodes 131 amino acids. The record is from RefSeq and is a predicted model, not a curated record.
AUGUCCCGCAUCAACAUCAGCUCCGGCUCUGCUUUUGAAGCCGAGAUUGGAUAUUCUCGUGCCGUAGUCGUAGACGACUGGGUAAUGGUAUCAGGAACUACAGGGUAUAAGUACGAAACUGGCGAGAUAUCAGAUGACGUGGCAGAACAAGCGGAACAGAUCCUGCUUAAUGUCGACAAGGCGCUCAAAGAAGCUGGUUCCUGUAUGGCGGAUGUGGUUCGCGUGCAAUACAUCUUGCCGAACAGGGAUGAUUUCCCCAAGACGUGGCCGGUCUUGAAGAAGUGGUUCGGGGACGUUAAGCCGGCUGCCAUGAUGAUUCAGUCUGCGCUGAUGAAGGAGGAGAUGAAGAUUGAGAUUGAGGUCACGGCGAAGAAGGGCUGUGGUAUCAAGAAAUAA